AUGAUGUAUCCACCAUCAUUUAAAUAUGAAAUUGUCAAAGAUGACAAUGUAAAUAUAAUUUUGAGAUGUGAUGUGAAAUCUAUGGAAGACAUCAGUGUGUGGGUUGCUGAGUUUGGUAAAGUAAAUUAUUUAAAUUGGAACGUUCGAACUAGUGUUCCAAAUGGGCAGCGAAUUGUGUAUUCAAAAAAGUUUGUUUGUCAACAUAGUGGAUUUCAGAAGCCUAGUAUAUCUGAAAAUCAAAAAGGCCUUUCGAAAAAUGCUGAAUGUCCAGCUAAUGUUAAGACUGUUAUUAAACUGGACACAGUAUCUACAAGGAAGAAAGAUCCAUUUAUUAAGGUAUUUAUAAAUUCAAUUAAACUCAUAAUUAAUUUUUUUGUCUUUUUGUUUAGCUUGUGAAUUUGUCCAGAUCAUCUAUGGUAAUAUAUUAUUCUGAUACUAUUUUAAUUUUAAUUUUUGCAAUUAGUUUUUUUUUGCA
This is a messenger RNA of Aphis gossypii (cotton aphid), 475 nucleotides long. RefSeq lists its product as uncharacterized. NCBI's taxonomy places the organism in Eukaryota, Metazoa, Arthropoda, Insecta, Hemiptera, Aphididae. The transcript is spliced from 2 exons. The record is from RefSeq and is a predicted model, not a curated record. The coding region runs from base 1 to 396 and encodes 131 amino acids.